CUCGAAAUCAUUCAUUACAUUCAUCUCGCAGCCCCCUAAGACUAUUAAUAUCAAUGUGCUGCCGACUCUCCCGGGCUCUUGUAUCAUUCAUACUCUUAGCUGCCGAGACGCAGCCGCGAGGCGCACUGAUAUCGAAACAGGCUUCAGCUACUUGCCUCUGCGUGGGGGUGGACAGUCAAGAAUCCAGUCAAAGCAGUGAUUCUGCUCAAAGAUUGUGGGUAAUAUCAUGUAUUCUAUCUUCAGACUAUAAGCCUUCAGUCCUAGGGGGGCUUGUACCAACUGUUCGCAUUCAUACACAACACAAAGUUGUAGGAAAGUUUCAAUUCAUCUAGUGCAGAGAAAGCCCGAGAGCUUAUCUUGAUUGCUGUAUCCCGAAAAAUCAUACUAGUUCUGAAACUGUAAUGUAAAUGAUACAGGAUGUUGCUGAUGCAUAGGGAAAAUGUAUCUACUUCUGUAGCGGUCGCA
This is a messenger RNA of Xylaria bambusicola, 465 nucleotides long. RefSeq lists its product as uncharacterized. The coding region runs from base 54 to 332 and encodes 92 amino acids. NCBI's taxonomy places the organism in Eukaryota, Fungi, Ascomycota, Sordariomycetes, Xylariales, Xylariaceae. The transcript has a single exon. The record is from RefSeq and is a predicted model, not a curated record.